Molecule: messenger RNA, 619 nt
Organism: Tarenaya hassleriana
Lineage: Eukaryota; Viridiplantae; Streptophyta; Magnoliopsida; Brassicales; Cleomaceae
Product: cytochrome b-c1 complex subunit 8
Exons: 2
Coding region: 66-284 (72 amino acids)
Biological process (GO): mitochondrial electron transport, ubiquinol to cytochrome c
Source: RefSeq, a predicted model, not a curated record
CCGUCGUGUGCUGUGGAAGAGUUGAUUGAUUGGAUUGGCGAAGGCCGAAGGGAGAAGAAGAAAGAAUGGGGAAGCAGCCAGUGAGGAUGAAGGCAGUGGUGUAUGCACUGUCGCCGUUUCAGCAGAAGGUGAUGACCGGUCUCUGGAAGGAUCUGCCUGAGAAGAUCCACCACAAGUUCUCCGAGAACUGGAUCAGCGCUACUCUUCUCCUCACCCCUGUCCUCGGCACCUACUGGUAUGCUCAACACUACAGGGAGAAGGAGAAAUUGGAGCACAGGUUCUGAAGCAUGAACGUGCACCUAGUCAUUCUACAAGGAGCUGAUUGUGUUUCAUACCCGCAACUCUGCUUAGAGCAUUUCCUAUAUGACUCGAAUGGAUGUUCUGAGUCAGUUCUUGAGAACUUUGUUCCUGCAUUUUGUUAAAUAAAUGUUUUGGUGAUUGGUUUCAUAAAUAACAGUGGAUAAUCGACCUUUGUUCCCUAUGCCUUUGUUGAAGAUCUACUUUUUUUUUCCCUUCUUGACCUGAUACAAUGCUUGUUCCAUUGUUCAUAUGUAUAUGUAUGAACCAACCCUCAGAGUUGGAACCGUUUGAGUGAAUCCUAAAAGCAUCUUCAAGCCCA